Geodia barretti is the source of this 223-nucleotide messenger RNA. The record is from the annotation of a GenBank genome assembly. Lineage: Eukaryota; Metazoa; Porifera; Demospongiae; Tetractinellida; Geodiidae.
UGACACCGUUCGUCUCCAUCCACUUCCGCACGGCCUCGAAGAUCUGUAUCUCCUCCACCAUGAAUGUGUCCCGAGCGAUCAGUUUCUUGAGGUUUUCUUUCGGUAGUUGCUGGAGAGCCGUGCUUGCGAUGACCUCUCCAGCGUGGAGGUCCAUGAAGACUUCGCACUUGUCCUGGAGGAGGGGGGCAGAGCUGCUCUGGGCGUGGGAGUGAAAGAGAAAGAC